AUGAUCGCCGACAAGCGGGCCAAGGAGGGCGCGGCGCUGCAGGCGGCAUCGGACGAGGGCGUCGUGUUGCUGGAGGGCCUGCUGGCGAAGGCCCGAGAGGCGGCCCGCUUCGCGGCAGAGAUGGAGGACCACAUCACGGAUCAGGGUGUCCGCGAGUGUUGGCCGACGGAGGCGCUGGACGACAUCGACCUCGGCGACCGGGGUGAGAUCCAGGUCGGGACGGCGGAGGCCAGCACGGCGGGCAGCGGCGUUGGGCCGGCGGCGGCUGCGGGGGCAGCGGCGCUGGUGACGGCGACGGCAUCCAGCUCGGCCCCCAGCGCCGCCUGCGCCCCUUCGGCCCCGAAAGGAAGGGUCAGCGGUCCUCCUUCCCCGUGCUCGGGCCAAGCUGGCGGCCGAGGCGCGGCGUUCCGCAAGAGGCCUGCUGCGGCCCCGCAGGCCAGCGCUCCGGCGGACCAGCUGGCCCCAGUGGGCGAGUCUGCAGGUGAUACCAUGCGUCGCGUCGCUCGCAGACUGCAGCAGGAGCGGGGGCAGGCGAGAGCGACGGCAGCGCAGAUCACCGAGACCCAGCCUGCGGCGAUCCAGGUCCCGCAGGGUGUGGCGGCGGCGGCGCCGCCUGCGCCUGCGAGCAGCCGCGGGGGGCCGCGGGCGGUCCACGGGCAUCAGCUCAUGGAGGGGCUGGUGCUCAGUCAGGCCGCUGAGCCCUUCUUCAUCUGCGCGGUGUGCUACAUGUACGCCCGAGCCCCCAGGAUGGCCUGGAAGGGGCUUCGCGGGAAGUGCAGCGAGGCGGUGCAGCGGGUCAGGGCGGGCUCGCGGGCCCAAGCUCGGCACGACCUGGGCAAGAGGCGGUAG
This is a messenger RNA of Prorocentrum cordatum, 849 nucleotides long. Lineage: Eukaryota; Dinophyceae; Prorocentrales; Prorocentraceae. The record is from the annotation of a GenBank genome assembly.